Molecule: messenger RNA, 6391 nt
Organism: Thamnophis elegans (Western terrestrial garter snake)
Lineage: Eukaryota; Metazoa; Chordata; Lepidosauria; Squamata; Natricidae
Gene: AHCTF1
Product: AT-hook containing transcription factor 1
Molecular function (GO): protein binding
Source: RefSeq, a predicted model, not a curated record
AUGCGAGACCUAACUGCUCGUACCAGCUGUCUACUGCAGUUUCCAGAUGUGACUAUACAAGCACUUGGAGAAGAUGAGAUAGCACUAGAUUGUGUACUUUAUGGGAAAUUCACAGGAGGUCGAAGUGGGUUGGCUUGCCUUGCAUGUGGACCACAGCUUGAGAUUGUAAGCCCGAUCACAGGAGAACGACUGUCAGCAUCGUUUAAUGGGGUGAAUGAACAGCUACCCACUAUUCUUGCAGUGAAAGAGUUUUCCUGGCAAAAAAGAAAUGGACUAUUAAUUGGUUUGGAAGAAGCAGAAGGAAGUGUUCUGUGUUUAUAUGAUCUUGGAAUAUCCAGACUGGUUAAAGCAGUUGUUCUUCCUGAAGGGUCACCUGCCAUUGAACCAAUUAUAAACCAUGGAGGAGCCAGCUUGACAACUCAGCACUUGCACCAGUGCCUCAGAUGGCUGUUUGGUGUGGCUGUGGUGGUUACUGAUGUUGGUCAUGUCCUCUUGAUAGCUUGCUUGGAUGACUUAUCAUGUAACCAAAAUGAAAUAGAAGCUUCUGAUCUAGAAGUUAUCACUGGAAUCCCUUCUGAAAUCCCACAAGUAAGGGAAGCUGUAAGAAGGAAAGGCCGACAUCUUUGUUUCCAGUUAUUGAACCCAUCGGGAACUGCUGUGACAACUCUCUCAUAUAUACAGAGAAGCAACCAGUUAGUUGUAGGAUUUUCUGAUGGCUACCUUUCACUGUGGAAUAUGAAAAGCUUGAAGAAAGAAUACCAUUUCCAGUUAGAGGGAGGGAGAGUUCCUGUAUAUGCUGUUACUUUUCAAGAACCUGAAAAUGAUCCUCGCAAUUGUUGCUACUUGUGGGCUGUCCAAUCAACACAAGAAAGUGAAGGAGAUAUUCUUAGUUUACAUCUGCUGCAGUUAGCUUUCAGUGACAGAAGGCGGUUGGCGUCAGGACAAAUCAUGUAUGAGGGUUUGGAAUACUGUGAAGAAAGGUACAGUCUGGACCUUACAGGGGGGGUUUCCUCUUUGAGAGGACAGCCUAGCAAUACCAAAUUAAUCGGUUGUCAAACUAUAGAAAAAUUUCGAAGCCAUGUUGACAGAGAAGAUAGUAUUAAUGAAGUCACAUCGCCUGAUACAAGUGUAUCCAUCUUUAGCUGGCAAGUGAAUACCUAUGGUCAAGGCAAGCCAUCUACCUACUUAGGUAUUUUUGAUAUAAAUCGCUGGUAUCAUGCUCAGAUGCCAGAUUCAUUAAGGCCAGGGGAAUUGUUACACAAUUGUCCAUAUUUUGCAUUAUGGUCUUUGGAUGCGAUGGUGAGCAUCACCUCUCCUAAUCAUAUUUUGGAUGUCUUGGUACAUGAACGAAGCUUUACUCGGGGAGUGCCUCCUUCUUAUCCUCCACCUGAACAGUUUUUUAACCCAAGCACUUACAAUUUUGAUGUCACUUGUUUGCUGAAUUGUGGAAUAGUUCAUAUGUCUUGUACAGGAUUUCAAAAAGAUACAUUGCAUUUCUUAAAAAAUUCUUCCUGUUCAUUAAAUGAAACUAUUCCUGAGGGUUAUAAUAGAUGUCUUAUAGCUGGUUUACUAUCUCCAAGAUUUAUUGAUAUACAGUCAACAAGUCUGAGCCAGGAAGAGCAGUUUGAAGCUGUGUUAUCAACUGCUAUCCAGACAAGUUCUUUGGGACUCCUUACUAGCUGCAUCAAACAAUGGACUGCUGAAGAGCAACCAGAUUCUGCACCCAACUUGCGUUUUGUUCUCGAAUGGGUAUGGAGUAAAGUUGUUAAAACAAAGAAGACUUCAUUUGUCUCUGUAAGUGCUCCCUUAUUUGAUGGGUCAUCUAACUUCAUUGAUGCACAGACUCUACAGUCUCUCCAGCGCUGUGAGUUGCUUCUUAGCAACCUUAACACAGUGUUAAACUAUUUUAUCAUGGAAGCUCAAGAACUGACUGAAAAAGGCAUUACAGAUCUAACAAACAAACAGGUUGUAACCAGUCUCCUUUCGCAGUAUUUACAAGUGGUCAUCUGGUUCUGUCGAUCCAAUCUCCUUCCAGAAAAUUUAGAGGAAGAUAUGCAUUUGUCAAAAUCUUUCUAUAAUUACCAACAUAUUCAACGGUUUUAUAUCAGUUGUCGUCAAAAAUUGGAACGUUUAUCAAGGGGGAAAUGGAACCCUGAUUGUUUGAUGAUUGAUGGCAUGAUUUCCCAGUUAGGUGAUUCAGUUGUGAAGUUGUGGCAGAAAGAUGAUGGAGGGACUGGAAAGUAUCCUCCUCCAACACUACAUGCACUGCUUGACCUCUACUUGUUAGAAAACACUGAAGAACUCUACAAGCAUGCAAUUACAAUUUAUUUAUUACUGGAUAUCAUGCAUUCUUGCCCAAACAGAACUGAUACUUCAGUGGAUUCUUUCCCAACAGCCUUUGCAGUUCCAAUAGGUCUGGUUAACCUAAUUCAGGGUUUUUGGUGUUUGGAUCAUAAUGACUAUGAGAAUUCUCUGUCCUAUCUGUUUCAUCCAGCUACAAUCAAAUUGCCCUGGCAACACAUGCGGAUCAUUCAAGCUUUGAUGUGUCAAGGAGAGCACAAGCGAGCCCUAAGAUAUAUACAGAUGAUGAAACCAUCAAUGAUAAGUAGCACUGAAGUUGCACUCCACAUUACUGUCUUGCUAUAUAACAGUUGCAUGGUGGAAGCUUGGAACGUGUUGCGGCAAAAUUCUAGCCAGUUAAAGGUCGAAGAGAUGCUCAAACAUGUUUAUGAAAUCUGUCAGGAACUUGGAUUGAUGGAAGAUUUACUAAAAUUACCAUUCACAGAAACUGAACAAGAGUGUCUAGAGAAGUUUUUACAGACAAGUACUGGUAUCAACAAUCAUGAGUUUCUUUUAGUUCAUCAUCUCCAGAGGGCCAACUACAUUCCUGCCCUGCAGCUGAAUCAGUCUUUGAAGAUUAAUCUCAUGAAUGAUCCUCAAUGGAGAGAGAGGUCAGUUGCCAGAAAUUCCAUAUUAGACCAUUAUGGCAAAGUUCUGCCUCGAGUUCAAAAGAAGCUAGCUAUAGAGCGAGCCAGACCUUACCAUUUGUCAUCUUCACUACGGCGGGAAAUUUUAAGACCAAAACCAUUAUCAACAGUUGCAAAACGGAUUGCUACUGGAAAUGUAAUUACAAAAGCAACUUUCAUCAGUAAUGUAUUGUCUAAAAUUGGAGAAGUAUGGGCAGGAAGUGAACAGAAAAGCAGGUCACAUCAGAAUGAUACUGGACCUGAAGAGCAAUCAUCUAUGUUGGAGCCCUGCCCUGAUAGGCGGUUACAAGAUCCAUUUAUUGGAACUACUCUCAAAAAUUACAGAUUGCUUGACUUGAUGAUCCAACCUUCUCUUGAUUCACCACCUUUGAGAAGAAGAGCUGAAGUCACCAGAAGUUUCUGCUCUGGCAGACUUUCUAGCCCACUGCAUUCCAGUUCUCAAUACUCCGUAAGAACAUUACUGCCCAACAUUGCAAGAGCACCAGAAUUAAAAUUAUUGGAAACACAUCCUGUUGUCAAGAGAGCUAAAGCUUUGGCAUCCACAUCAUCCUCAGUCUUCCCUGGUUUUACCUCCUCAGUCAAUAUUGAGAUCCAGCGUUCGCACACUCCUUUAGCAACUCCAACUGCAUCUCCAGGAAGAUCUAUUACACCCCCUCUGCGUGCAAAAGAAACCAAAUAUCAUUUAUGGAAGAAAGCAAACUUCACAAUGGACUGGGGACAAGAAUGUGGCUCAUUUCCUGAGAAUGAAGCAUUUCCAAAGGAUCAUUUGAAGGUUGACCAAGACACCAUAGUCUGUUUUUUGCCUUCUAAUGAAUGUGCAACUAAUCCCCUAGAAUCCAGCAUGCUACAAUUGUUGGAAGACAACAGAUUCCUUGCUGAAACAAACAGCCAAGUUCAAAAGGUGGAAGGAGCAGAUGGAGAAUCUGUCAUCAGUAUUCCUGAUAGUGAAGACAUUGCCAGUAUCCAUUCAAGAAAUGAGCUGGAAGAAAGAGAAGCAAUAGAUGAAGGUGAAUUGGAAAAAACAAUCCAAGAGGAACAUCUAAUAGUCCUGCAAGAAAAAACAUUGCCUAAUAUUGACUCUGAAAAUCAAAAAGUGGAUCUGAUGGGAGACGGAAAACAUGAGAUACAAGUUUCAGAAGCUAUAGAAGAAGAAAUCCCAUACAAUGAACUGUGUUCCUCAAGCAAUCUCAAAUUUCAGUAUCACUGUGACAGUGUAGAACAACAAUCUGAAUUGCUUGAAAAAGAUGCUAGUGCUGAAUCUUCAUUUACUGAAAGAGAUGGAGAACUUCUGUGUCAGAAUAAUUUUUCUUUAAUAUUAGAAGGUGAUGAUGAAACUGAGAUGGAAGACUCUACAAGUUUGCAUGCUUCUCUGAAACCAGCCAGCCCAGACUCGGGGGAUAGAAGCAACAACCAGAACUUAACCAAUUCUGUGUCCACAGUAACUAGUAAUGAAAUACCACAGAAUACUGCUGAAGUCCUACCUUAUGUACCUGAACCAAUUCAAAUGGCUAUUGCUGAAAAUCUGUUAGAUGUAAUCAAAGACACAAGAAGUAAAGAAUUUUCAGCUGAGAUAAUAGAACAAUCUCUUCAUGAAAGCAUAAGCAAGAAAGUAUUAAAUUUAUCCCAAGGUCCUAUUCAAAUUCAUGACACAACUAGUGAUGUAGACUUAAAUAGAAUUGAAAAUUUGAUGCCUGGUAUAAGUUCAACAGAUCAGGCAAAUCAAAGUCUAAAUAUCUCAUGUAAUGAAAAAUCACUGACAAAGACAAAUAAACCAACUAUAUUGGCAACUCCCACCCUAAGGAGAAGUGCUAGGCGAACAAAGACGACAACAAACAUUUCUGAAAUCUACCAUAUAAUUCGGGAAGAACCACAAGAACAGCAGAUUCUCCAAAUUCCUGAUUUUCCCAUGGAGAUGUCUAUUGGAACAAGAGAGAAUACAAGAAUAGGUACAUCAGAAUCAGUUUCUGAUCAAGAAGUAGUCUUAUUGAAUCAUCACAUAUUGAACCACCAGCCGACAAACUUCGACAACACCAUGCUAGUAGCAUUAAGAAGACAAGAUAACCCCAAGAAAGUAAAACAGUCACUUUCCCUGGAUAUAAAUGAAACCUUCUACUUUUCUCCUCCUCUUACUAAACUCACAGAAGAAACUAAAGGUGAAAAAACAGUGACACCUGUUCAAUUCAAAGGUGUAGAUACAGAUUUGGCUUCUAAGUUCGUGUUCUCACCCCCUGUCCUGAGGUCCAAAAAGCAGGUGUCCAGUAUUUCAAGGAUUGUGGAAGAUCUGGAAUUGCCAGUUAAAGAAGAAAGCAUGCUGUUCAGUAGAGACUUUAGAAAAGCAAAAAUCUUAGGGAAAGACAGUAGUUGGUCACCCCCAGCAAUGGAAAUCAAGUUCAUUUCGCCCUUUGGCACCCCUGCAGAUGAAACCAAACAAAAGCAAGGGGAUUCUGUGGAUAAAACAGAAAAAGCUGUUCAAAAAACUGUUCGUAGGAAGGAGAAGAGACUGUCUAGCUACCCAAAGCCAGUUGUACGGAAGAAGAUGCUAUAACUGCUUUUAAAAAUGUGUGAUGUACACCAAUAUUUGUAAAGUCAUCACAUUUGUGUGGAAUAUUAAGAAAAAAAUCAUCUAAUUUGGAAGAUAAUUUAUAUAAAUUAUUGUAAUUUUCAAGAGAACUAAAGAUCUUCAAUAAGUAACUCCGUAUGGAGUGUGAUUUCUUCAGUCAAUGCAGUUUUCUAUUUUAUAAUAUACUUCGUACAUUUAUAUAAUAUGUAAAUAAAUAUUUUAGGAAUGUUAAUAAAAAAUGUAUACUUAAUGAUUAUUGUCCACUACAUUUUGGAAGAGAAUAAUAUGGAUGCAGAAUGCAAAUGACCCAAAGGGGAUUUUAAUUACGACUUUCCACUGUUGGUGCCUCUGAUGGGAGCCAGCAUUCUUUUUUUUAAAAAAGUUUGAUCUUAUAAUUUUUUAAAAUUUAAAUUUCACACUUUUAGAAUUUUUAGAAAAUAUGUGACCUCAUGGGAAUUAAUACUAGAGUUAUCCAUCAUAAAUAAAACCUUAUUCUCUCUAUUCAACAUGUAUUUAAUUGAAGAAGUCAGAAUGUAAACCAUUGUACUGAAGCUGUGCAAUAUUUUUUUGUAUUUGUUUUAACUUGGGAAAGCUGCUCUUUGAUUUAGAAAACAAAAAUCUCACCUCAAUUGUUUUUUUUUAACUGAUGCAUCAGCAAAAGGUUCUUAACAUUCAAGGUAUUUAUAUUGUCACAAGUAUUCAACAAGGGACAGCAUUUCAGGGAUUUCAUCUACUUAAAUUAGUUCAAAUUUGAUAUUUUGAGAUGAUGCAUGUUUUAUAGAUUUUGUGGUUACUAGAGAAAUGUUACCACAAUUUUGCUAAAAUAAAAUUUGUCUGGAAAUAC